CCCCGGCUCAACAUUCAUGGAUCAUGUGUUACGUUACCAGGACACUCCAGGAGUCAAAAUGAUUGUGGUUCUUGGAGAGAUAGGGGGCACGGAGGAAUAUAAGAUCUGCCGGGGCAUCAAGGAGGGCCGCAUCACCAAGCCCGUGGUCUCCUGGUGCAUCGGGACCUGUGCCACCAUGUUCUCCUCUGAGCAGUUCCAUUCCUGCAAAUUUACUCUGUGGGUCUGCGUGCAAAAAUAUUUCAAGGUACAGUUCGGCCACGCUGGAGCUUGUGCCAAUCAGGCUUCUGAAACUGCAGUAGCCAAAAACCAGGCUUUGAAGGAGGCCGGAGUGUUUGUGCCCCGGAGCUUCGAUGAGCUUGGAGAGAUCAUCCAGUCCGUGUAUGAGGAUCUCGUGGCCAGAGGGGUCAUCAUACCUGCUCAGGAGGUGCCGCCCCCGACGGUACCCAUGGACUACUCUUGGGCCAGGGAGCUGGGCCUGAUCCGCAAACCUGCCUCGUUCAUGACCAGCAUCUGUGAUGAGCGAGGACAGGAGCUCAUCUACGCGGGCAUGCCCAUCACUGAGGUCUUCAAGGAGGAGAUGGGCAUCGGCGGGGUCCUCGGCCUCCUCUGGUUCCAGAAAAGGUUGCCCAAGUACUCCUGCCAGUUCAUCGAGAUGUGCCUGAUGGUGACGGCUGAUCACGGGCCAGCCGUCUCUGGGGCUCACAACACCAUCAUCUGUGCUCGGGCCGGGAAGGACCUGGUUUCCAGCCUCACCUCAGGACUGCUCACCAUCGGUGACCGGUUUGGGGGUGCCCUGGAUGCAGCAGCCAAGAUGUUCAGCAAGGCCUUUGACAGUGGCAUCAUCCCCAUGGAGUUUGUGAACAAGAUGAAGAAGGAAGGAAAACUCAUCAUGGGCAUUGGUCACCGAGUGAAAUCGAUAAACAACCCAGACAUGCGCGUGCAAAUCCUCAAAGACUACGUCAGACAGCACUUCCCUGCCACACCCCUGCUUGACUAUGCGCUGGAAGUAGAGAAGAUUACCACCUCGAAGAAACCAAACCUUAUCCUGAAUGUAGACGGUUUAAUUGGAGUUGCAUUUGUAGACAUGCUCAGAAACUGUGGGUCCUUCACUCGGGAGGAAGCUGAUGAAUAUAUUGACAUUGGAGCCCUCAAUGGCAUCUUUGUGCUGGGAAGGAGUAUGGGCUUCAUUGGACACUAUCUUGAUCAGAAGAGGCUGAAGCAGGGGCUGUAUCGUCACCCAUGGGAUGAUAUUUCAUAUGUUCUUCCGGAACACAUGAGCAUGUAAUGGAGCCAGGAACCCUGCUACAGUAAAGUGAAGACGAGAACGCCUCCCCGCCCCUGGGGAAAUAGCCACAGACAGCUGGCACUGGAGCUUGCUUAAAGGAUGGGCCUGGAAUGUAAACAGCCAGCAGUGUACAGGCCCGAAGACCAACACCUACAGGCUAACACUGUUCAGUCUACACAAAGAAGCUUAAUAUUUUUUUUAUAAGCAUAGAAAUAAGAACCCAGCCAAUACUUGUAACAUUUGCUCUGCUACCUGCUGUAUUUAUUAUAUGGAAGCAUCUAAGCACUGUCAGGAUAGUGUUUUUCCUCAUUGUAGGGUGUUACAAUGUUGCCUUCUUUUUUCCAUUAGUUAAAAAAAUGUUUUCCCCUUGAAGGAAGGGAAUGACACUUUUAAGACCUCAAGAUACUCUCCAUUUAAAGAACCCCUAAUACCGUGUUUUUCCUUUUCGCUUUUCUUCCUCCUCAUAUAACCUGAAGAGCAUUGUAUUAAUCUGAUUUUUUUUUUUUUUUAGGAUCUUUUCGUAUGUUGUGUGUUAAGAGUUUGUUUGGUCUCCCCCUGAAAUGUUCCAUGUUGCAAACCAGUGUCGGGGACAGGACCAUUGCAUCCUUAGCCAUUGUUACAGAAUAUGUGGAACAGUAAUUUAAAAUGUAAAGUCAUAACAUACAUAUGUUUAAAAUGGAAGUGCAAAGCAAAAAGCUGUGAAAUGUCUUGUGUCUUAACAUUCUCUGUAUUUAUGCAACUGACUUGUCUGUUAUCGACUUGUCUUCAGUUUGCAUCUGUAAUCCACAAAGAUUCUGGGCAGCUGCCACCUCAGUCUCUCCUCUGUAUUAUCAUAGUUUGGUUUAAAUAAACUAUAUAGUAACAAUGAA
This is a messenger RNA of Physeter macrocephalus (sperm whale), 2154 nucleotides long. It is a transcript of the gene ACLY, whose product is annotated as ATP citrate lyase. The record is from RefSeq and is a predicted model, not a curated record. Lineage: Eukaryota; Metazoa; Chordata; Mammalia; Artiodactyla; Physeteridae. Bases 17 to 1285 code for a protein of 422 amino acids. Gene Ontology annotation, cellular component: cytosol. The transcript has 12 exons. Gene Ontology annotation, biological process: tricarboxylic acid cycle; acetyl-CoA biosynthetic process; fatty acid biosynthetic process. Gene Ontology annotation, molecular function: ATP citrate synthase activity.